AUGUCUUCUCACCAUUCACCCUAUGACACUCUCGAAACAGCGUCUCACUCAACCCCAGGCCAUGAACCUCAAUCUUCAAAACGAAAACACUCAACUUCAGGUCGCGAAUAUGGUUUAAUGCGCGACACAGGUGAACAUGACGCCGCUCGCUUUGUAGGGAGUGGUAGUGGAAUUCACUAUAUCCGCGCUGUUCACUUGAGGUUGGCCAAGAAAUCUGCCUCGAGAACGGAAUCUUCUACUAUCAACACACUUAUCCCUGGAGAAGAUGACCAACUGCGACAGGGAACUUCGAGUAAAAGAAAUCAAGAGCAAUUUCUAUGGAGAGACGAUGAAGUUAAUACUGAACAAGACGUAUUGCCGGGUUUCCAAGAUUUUGCGGACUGGUCCAAGAGCUACUUUGAAGCAUGGCAUCCUGUUCUUCCCUUUCUUCAUGGGCCAGAAGUUUUGGGUUUGUUCGAGGAAGUUUCCAAAAAUGGCAUCACCUCCUUGAAUUUUAUAGACAAAGUUAUCGUCAAGUCUAUCCUUUCCAUCUCAUUGGCCGAUAGUCGUCAGUCCAUCGCUUUCGAGAAACCGAUACCCAAACAAUUCCUUUUCAACAGCGUCGACGAUGCAUUAGCAAGCUCACAAUUUGCUCUGAGUCAGCCAGCGUCACUCCGAACAACCCAAGCUGCUCUAGCUAUUCAGUUGUUCUUGACUUCGAUGUUGUGUCUAAACGCUGCGUCCAGGCUGGGUGGACUUAUCGUCCGUGCCGCAUUCCAAUUAGGCCUUCAUCGAUGUCCAGCACGGUAUCCCUUUUUCACCACCAAAGAAGCUUCAGUUCGUCGACGAGUCUUUUGGUGUAUAUACAUCUUGGAAAGGCUUCUCUGUCAGUCUCUCGGUCUACCACUUGAUAUCCACGACGACGAUCUCGAUGUGUGUUAUCCUGGUGAAGAGCGUCACACUCUCACAAACAGAGACGAAAACGUCCAGCGACUACAACUUCUGACCUUUGUGACAAAACAUGCCCGUAUUCGUGGCCUUAUCCUUGAGCUAAGGAACAAAUCCAUGCUGCAGCGGCAAGACACGGCAGAUCGGGCAGCUUUUGUGCAGGCUGAGUUGGCAAAAUGGUUCAACGAAAUCCAGGACGCAGUUGAGGAAGAUGAUCUCGCUGACGCAGACUCAAAUACACCUACAAUAUCAAAGCACCAUAAGAUCAUGCUCUUAGUGUUAAAGCACGAGUCGGUGAUAUGUCUCAACAGACCUGGCUUGGCCUCAGAGCAUCCUUCUUCAUCAUACUCAUCCGCUUUUCAGGCCUGUAUUUCCGCUGCAAAGUCAAUAUUGAUAAUACUCAAGAAGCACCGGAAUCGACAUCAAUUACAAGUUGACUCAAAUGGUGCGAGAUCACAGACACCUUUGCUGUGGCCAUCGUUUACAUGGUCUAUCUGGAUCAGUGCAUUCGUUCUUAUACAUGCUGCCUUUGAGAGACAGGUCCCUCUUGACAGUGCCUUAAAUGUUUCUAAUUUUACCUAG
Molecule: messenger RNA, 1509 nt
Organism: Fusarium graminearum PH-1
Lineage: Eukaryota; Fungi; Ascomycota; Sordariomycetes; Hypocreales; Nectriaceae
Exons: 2
Coding region: 1-1509 (502 amino acids)
Biological process (GO): DNA-templated transcription
Molecular function (GO): zinc ion binding; DNA binding
Source: RefSeq, a predicted model, not a curated record